Messenger RNA from Plodia interpunctella (Indianmeal moth), 2280 nucleotides. RefSeq lists its product as uncharacterized. The record is from RefSeq and is a predicted model, not a curated record. Gene Ontology annotation, molecular function: nucleic acid binding; zinc ion binding. Bases 1 to 2280 code for a protein of 759 amino acids. NCBI's taxonomy places the organism in Eukaryota, Metazoa, Arthropoda, Insecta, Lepidoptera, Pyralidae. The transcript has a single exon.
AUGGCGACUUUGAAAAAAACAUUACCCCAGGGGGGUACCGGCCGGUCUCCGGUCGGAGAAUCCCUCCCCACGCCUAGGGGCGUGGGCAGCCCCACCGUAUCUGGGGGGGGCACAAACCGCCAGAGGGACGCAAGUCCCUCCUUCUUCGAAAGUUCGCAGCCAGAGGCUGGCACAUCCGACGCAGAGUCGUGGAUGAGCGUGGAGAGCUUAGUGGAGGACUCGGUCCCCCGAUUGCGGCGCCUGAAGAGGGGUCGUGAAAGGGAGGAAGGACCUAGUACAGAAAUGCCGGCGCCUAAAGUGGUGGCGCGGCGAGGGCGUCCCAAGUCGGCGCUGUCCGCUGACGCCCGCAAGGGUCAGGCGGCGGCACGACGAGACGAGGCAGAAAAAGUAGUGGCGCAGUUGACCAGUGAGGCCGAAGCGCUGAGAGAGACGCAGGCGGCGAGCCCUGCGGAGGAGGCUCUUGAGGACCAGGCCGCAGCGUAUUGUAAAGUGAUACGCGAAAUUGCGGCCCGAUCGGGUAACCUCAAGGGCACCUUCCAAAAGGGCCUGAAGGAUGCUGCCGCGUCGCUCGAGAGAAUUGUGUCGGUCUUGGGCUCCAGAUCGGCGAGUGAGGAGGCCGAAAGGCUCCGCGCUGUUAACCGGCGUAUGGAGCUUAAGGUCUCCGCAUUGGAAAAAGAAAUGGCGGAGUUCAAGGCCGCCAUUGAAAAAGAGCGAGCAGAGCGGGCGGCGCAAGUGCCGGCUUCGCUAGGCGGCCUCCGGCAGGAGGAGACGGAGGGGCUAAAGCGCCUCAUCCUCACUACAGUAGGCCCCUUGGUCAAUGCCAGGUUUGAGGGAAUUCAGGGCCGUCUCCUACCAGAGAAGAACGUGCGGCCGGCGCUUGCUGCUGAUAAACGCCGAGCAUUGGCGAACGAAAGGCUGGCUGCCUCGGUGGCCGACAUGGUGGACGAAUCUGACACCGAGGUGGAGGAGGUGCCGGCGCCGACGCCGACGCCGGUAAGCCGGACCGCCAUAUGGAGGAAGGCUCCUUCUCAACCGGCUCCCGAGCCUGUGCCCGGUAAGGGAAAGGGCAAAGGGAAAAAGAGCCGGAAAGACAGGAAGAAUGGGAAGGAUGCUUCUCCAGCAUCCGGACAAGUGUCGGAGCCAGUGGCCUCGACGUCCACGGCCCCGCCUCCACGAGCACCGCCUCGUAGGGUGGCUGUAGAUGGGCCAUCCUAUGCGGGGGUAACCGCAUCACCAGACCUAUCGCGGGCCCCACGACCCGCGCCCCGUUCUGCACCGCCUUGUCAUGUGCGUGUGUUGCAACCUGCCCCUGGGCCAGUGGAGCAACCCUUGAGGCAGGUGCCAAUUAGGGGGGGUGCGCGCAGGCCACCACCCGCUGCCGCUGCCCCAAGCCACGAGACGCGAAUUGCCGCCAGCAGGUCGACAAAGACCCAGCUCCGGAUGCCAAGGCUCCGCCCUCCGCGAUCCGCUGCGGUGCUUUUAAAGGUUCAAGCGGACGCGGAAAAGCGCGGAACCACCUAUGGCCAGAUCCUGGAUCUGGCCCGGGAGAAGGUGGACCUCGGUGCCCUGGGUAUAUCCGGGGUUAAGUUUAAAAGGGCGGCUACUGGCGCUCGCAUAUUGGAGAUUGCGGGCGCCGACAGAGAUAAUAAGGCCGACCAGCUGGCGGCCAAGUUGCGGGAGGUCCUGGAUCCCCAGACUGUGGAGGUGUCCAGACCCCAGAAAAGCGCGGACCUGCGCGUGCUGGAGCUGUGCGAUUCGGCCACACCUCAAUUGGUGCGUCAAGCCAUCGCUCGUGUAGGUCAAUGCCCCGAAUCCGAAAUAAGGGUCGGGGAUAUCAAGGAGGAGCAUGCGGGCACUCGCACCGCUUGGGUGAGGUGUCCCGUUGCGGCGGCCAAACGGCUGACCGCUAGUGGCGCAAAGCUCCUGGUCGGAUGGGUCUCGGCAAAAGUCAAACUGUUGCCGACUAGACCCAUGCAGUGUUACCGCUGCCUAGAGAUAGGCCAUGUGAGCCAGCGGUGCACUGCAGAGGCCGACCGGAGUCUGUCGUGCUACAGAUGCGGAGAGCUAGGCCAUAAGGCUGCCGUGUGCAACGCCGCCCCAAAAUGCGUACUUUGCGCAGGGGCGGGCAAACCCACGGGACACCGGGCCGGAAGUGCCGCUUGCCCUAGCGCGCGUAGAAGACGAGGAGGAAGGCGGGGUGCGCCCGAGGCUACGGCCCAGGCGCAACCCGCACUUGCGGCUCAGAGCGCCGAAGCGAUGGAGACGGGGGCCUCAGAAUAA